Molecule: messenger RNA, 1851 nt
Organism: Physeter macrocephalus (sperm whale)
Lineage: Eukaryota; Metazoa; Chordata; Mammalia; Artiodactyla; Physeteridae
Gene: IL18RAP
Product: interleukin 18 receptor accessory protein
Exons: 10
Coding region: 1-1851 (616 amino acids)
Biological process (GO): interleukin-18-mediated signaling pathway
Molecular function (GO): interleukin-1 receptor activity; interleukin-18 receptor activity
Source: RefSeq, a predicted model, not a curated record
AUGCUUUAUUUGAGCUGGGUAUUUCUUUGGCUUAUCGCAGGAGGGAAAAUUAAAGGAUUUAAUACUUCAGCUUGCUCCACUGGAAAGCUUCUUAGGACAUACUCUGCAAGGUGUGGGGAGGAGUUUGCCUUAUUUUGUGAUUUUCCAGAGCCACAGAAAUCCCAUUUCCACCACAGAAGUCAACUCUCACCAACCCAAGGCUCUGAACACCUGCCCUGCGGUGGUAGUAAGAACCUAUCUGAUGUCCAAUGGUACCUACAACCUCAAAACAGAGAUCCACUAGUAGAAAUUACUCAAAGCUAUCCUCACGUCAUCCAGGACAAGAGUACCCUUCAUUUUUUGACGACAGAGAUGAAUAAUGCUGGGUCAUAUAUUUGUAGACCCAGGAUUAGGAGCCCCCAGGAUGAGGCCUGUUGUGUCAAGAUGAUCUUAGAAGUUAAGCCCAAGACAAAUAUGUCCUGUGGGAGCUCCAUAUCACAUGAACAACUCCUUCUUCUUGGUAGCCUGGGCUCCAUUUAUUGCCCCGGUCUCAGCCCCCAAAGUGAUACACAAAGUCCAGAGGUGACCUGGUACCAGAAUGGAAAACUACUCUCUGAAAAAAGGAGCAACCCCAUUGAAGUGGAUGAAGUUUUUGACUAUCACCAAGGCACAUACGUGUGUGAUUACACUCAGUCAGAUAAUUCAAGUUUAUGGACAGUCAGAGCUGUUGUUCAAGUGAAAACCAUUGUGAAGAACACUAAUCUCAAACCAGAUAUUCUGGAUCCCAUCAAGGACACCCUGGAAGUAGAACUUGGAAAGCCUUUAACUCUUAACUGCACGGCCCGAUUUGGCUUCGAGAUAAACUUUAAGCCUGUGAUAAGGUGGUACGUCAAAGAUUCUGACCAGCAGUGGGAAGUCCCGACACCUGAGGGGAGAAGUAUUAAAUCCACCUUAAAGGAUGAAGUCAUCAAGCGUGUUGUCUUCCUGAAAGAAGUUACUCAGAGUGAUCUCCGCAGGAAGUUCAUUUGCUUUGCCCGGAACUCCAUUGGGAACACUACCCAGUCCAUCCAACUGAAAGAAAAGAAAGGAGUGGUGUUCCUCUAUAUCCUCCUCGGCACCGUCACGGCCCUGGCAGGUGUGCUGACCGCAGGUGCGCUCUUCUACCUGCACUGGAUUGAAAUAGUGCUGCUGUACCGAACCUACCAAAACAAGGAUGAGACCCUCGGGGAUAAAAAAGAGUUCGAUGCUUUCCUAUCCUAUGGGAAAUGGAGCUCUCUUGAGAGUGAGGUCACUUCAUCUCUGAGUGAGGAAAACCUGGCUCUGAGUCUAUUCCCUGAAGUUUUGGAAAACAAAUAUGGAUACACCUUAUGUUUGCUUGAAAGAGACGUGGCCCCAGGAGGAGUGUAUGCGGAAGACAUUGUGAGCAUUAUUAAGAAAAGUAGAAGAGGAAUAUUUAUCUUGAGCCCCAGCUACGUCAACGGACCCAGUGUCUUUGAACUACAAGCCGCAGUGAACAUUGCCUUGGAGGAUCAAACACUGAAAUUGAUUUUAAUUAAGUUCUCUUCCUUCCAAGAGCCGGAGUCUCUACCUCAUCUAGUGAAAAAAGCUCUCAGGGUUUUGCCCACUGUCACUUGGAGAGGCUUCAAAUCAGUUCCUCCCAAUUCCAGAUUCUGGACCCAAAUACGCUACCACAUGCCUCUGAAAAGCUCUAAAGGAUUCACGUCGAAUCAUCUCAGAAUUAUCCCAAGGAUUUUUUUCUCUAGAAAAGACUCAGUAAAACAGAAACCACUGGGGGGCGCUCCCAGCCUAAAGGACGGUGAAAUGGGCCCUGAGCUGCCUCCUCCUACACCCCUCCCGUCCUGUCCCUGGUGA